ACAUUUUAAAAAUGUCAACAACGACAGACAAAUCAUUUAGUUUUUAAAUUUUACUUUUUUAUAUCCAUUAUUGUCGUUUAUUUCACAGUACAGAAUGGCGGCAAGAUUUGUCUUCAAAGCAAAUCCACAAAUAGAAGCUGAUAGAAGACUUCUACAAUUUGACUGUUACGAGGACUAUUUAGAUUCACUAGGUACCAAUCAAGAUGAAUGUUAUUUGCAGAGUAUUGAAGUAAGCAGAACCAUAGCUGAAUUGGGUUACAGAAGCUCCGGAGAAACUCUUAGCAAAAAACAGUUUGAAACAAGAUUAGCUGCAGUCCUAAAUUAUUUGUUUCCUCCUUAUAACCCCUACGAACUUUCCAGCGAAGGGUUAACUGGACAUGACAACCUACAAGUCGAUUUAGCUCUGAGGGAAAGGCCCAACCGUGUUGGAAUUCUGUCUACAAUUAUAUUUUUAAAAUACAUGACGAAGUCAGGGUUUGAAGUCUCUGGAUAUAUUGAUUACGCGGAAAAAUUAGGCAAUGAAGACUGGAAACCUUUUUUUAAAGGGAAAAAGCGAGUUGUGCCCAAGCCGUCGGAUCUUGGAUAUUACCACUGGAAAUCGGGUCGAGUUGUAUGCAAUGAUUCAUUAAAUUAUAAAGUCCAACAGGAUCCCAAUAAGGGACUGAUUUUCCAAAAUCGAUUCGAUAGAAAAAUGAUCAAUCCCGCACCUGGUGUCGAUCCAGGAGCAAAUACUACUAGAAAAAGAAUUUAUACGAAUAUGUACGAAUUGGUUAUUGUAUUUGAUCAUCUUGUUAGACAAAGAAUUUAAAAAUAUAUGUUUACUACAGG
Diabrotica virgifera virgifera (western corn rootworm) is the source of this 828-nucleotide messenger RNA. Its product is annotated as cilia- and flagella-associated protein 299-like. NCBI's taxonomy places the organism in Eukaryota, Metazoa, Arthropoda, Insecta, Coleoptera, Chrysomelidae. The transcript has 3 exons. The record is from RefSeq and is a predicted model, not a curated record. Bases 95 to 808 code for a protein of 237 amino acids.